Oryza sativa Japonica Group (Japanese rice) is the source of this 1191-nucleotide messenger RNA. RefSeq lists its product as uncharacterized. The record is from RefSeq and is a predicted model, not a curated record. NCBI's taxonomy places the organism in Eukaryota, Viridiplantae, Streptophyta, Magnoliopsida, Poales, Poaceae.
UGUUCAGUUCACAUCGCCGGCUUCGGCGCUUCGCCUCUCUGUAAACAUGCUCGCAACUGCACAGCACAAAGCUUUCAACUACACACACCUCGUCGUGGCCCCACCCACCCCUCUUGCAUGAAUAAAACCAGCCUGUCCAGGCCAUAGCUGUGAAGACAAACAUUGCGCCAUCACAUUCUCAAGAAGAGGAGAAGGAGAGAUCUGGAGAAGAAGAGGUAGGAGGCCAUUGCCACCUGACCUUCUCCUCUUCCUCCAUUCAUCUUCUCUUUCUUGGGACAUGGCGACCAUCCUGGAGAACAUCCAGAAGGCGAGGUUCUUGCCGACAAGGCCGCUCAAGGACGAGCUGCCGACGUUCCAGGGCGGCGGCGGCGGCGGUGGCGGUGGGGGUGGAAAGGAGAGCCACCUGAUGGGGCUGAGGAAGAGGCUGUCCUCCUUCUCCGACAAGAUCCAGCCCAUCUCCUCCGCGUCGGCGGAGUGGGCGUUCCGGCGGUCCAAGUCGGCGCCGUCGCUGGGCGCGUUCGCCGGCGGCCCGCUGAAGCGGUGGUGGGACUGGGGCGUCGGCUGGCUCAUGUCCAAGAAGCCCGGGUUCGCCACCGACCUCGAGAUGAACGAGGAGGAGGUGGCCGCCCUCGGCCGCGGCAGCAGGGGCAGCUGGGGCCACAUCCUCUACAAGAUGCGCUCCGGCGUCCGGCGGCUCGUCACCUCGCACUCGCUGCCCACCACGCACAGGGCGGCGGCGGCGGCGUCGGCGUCGGCCCAGUGCAAGCCGGCGGCCACGUUCAACUACACCCAGAGCUUCCACAGCGGGCAAACCGCCAUGGCGUACUGAGAGCUUCUCACAUGUUCCUCCAGUGAGAAACAUGACCUUUUCUUGGUCGCCGUCUCCAUGGGAUCCAAAUGAAGAAGAAGCUCAGGGAGAUUGAUAUAAUAUAUGGUGAUGAAGAUGCAACUACGAUUACAUGUAAAAUUACACGGUAAAUUUGAUGAAUGAUGAAAAAAAAAUUGUAGCUCACUACGUGAUCUGUUUUUUGUGUAGAUCUAGUGUCCUGUAGAGGCCGAAUGUAUGUUCGUUCUUUCAAUUCUUUUUGGAGUUCGUUGGGCGAUGUAAAUGUCUCCGGUCAAAUUCCUUAUGCUUUUGCCUCCUGCAGUAAAUAAAAAGCUAAUGAAAUAUGGUGCUUGUUUAUUUGUUCU